Messenger RNA from Dendrobium catenatum, 6617 nucleotides. RefSeq names its product protein NETWORKED 1B. NCBI's taxonomy places the organism in Eukaryota, Viridiplantae, Streptophyta, Magnoliopsida, Asparagales, Orchidaceae. The coding region runs from base 569 to 6328 and encodes 1919 amino acids. The record is from RefSeq and is a predicted model, not a curated record. Gene Ontology annotation, molecular function: actin filament binding. Gene Ontology annotation, cellular component: plasma membrane. The transcript has 6 exons.
GAUUUCUUCUGCCACGGGCUCGGAACUGUGUGGGCUCCUUUGCUGGAUUUCCACUGCAUUGAUUGUUUUGUCCUUCUUUGCCUCCUUCCUCCUCUUUCUGGAUAUUUUUAUAUAUUUUUUCCUCUUAUCAUUGCUCCUAUUGCCUACUGCAACCAGCACUUACUGACAAAAAAAAACAAAAAAAUAGAAAAGAAGAAUCUCCUAUCAUUCUCAUUCUCAGGGAAGAGAGGAGAUUGAUAGAGAAAGAGACGCAAAUAACUACCGGCUUGCGGCCUUGAUGGGCUGAGGGAAUGAGCGGUGAUGCAAAUUCCCCCCAUAUAGUUUUGGGUGUAUCCCGUUGCGCACAUGCAUUGUAUAAUACCUCGUCUUACAUUGUAUAUAGGUCUACGGAAAUCUCAGUUUGUGCUGAUCAUUGGGCUAUGUAAAAAUAGACCAGUUAGAAGAAGAGAGCUUCACGUAUCUCCAGUCAGCUCAUAGAUAUUAGCAUUGUGAGCCUGACAGUAGCUUGUUCUUGUUCGAAUCUGUUACCUCUCAAAGUACAUUCUACCGGCUGUGGUUGCUCGGCUACAUGGAGGCUGCAUCCGGUGCCGAACCUAAGCGCUCAUAUUCAUGGUGGUGGGACAGCCAUAUCAGUCCAAAGAAUUCAAAAUGGCUUCAGGAUAACCUAAGUGAUAUGGACAACAAAAUCAAAGCCAUGAUAAAACUUAUAGAAGAAGAUGCAGAUUCCUUUGCAAGAAGAGCAGAAAUGUAUUACAAGAAACGGCCUGAUCUUAUGAAAUUAGUGGAAGAAUUUUAUCGAGCAUAUCGUGCAUUAGCAGAAAGAUAUGAUCAUGUGACCGGGGCACUUCGUCAGGCUCAUAGGACAAUUGCUGUGGUUUUUCCCAAUCAAACUCGAUUUCUGUUACCAGAUGAACCUCCCUCUGGAUUGCUUGAUACUGGUGAUGAUGAUGCUUUUGAUUCUUGUAUUCCUAGAAAAUUUGAUGCCAUCCAGUGGGAUGGAGAAGCUCUUGACGAAAUUGCUCCAUUCAUUAGCGAGGAAGGGUUGAAGUAUUUGAAUUCGCUCUUUGCUGAUGAAGAUGCUAAAAAAAAGUUUAUUGAGAGCUUUCUAAAGAAAAGCUUGAAUUUGAAAGAAGAUGAGGGGAAAGAUUUUGAACACAAAAAACUGGAAGUAGAAGUAUCAGAGUUGUCAAAAGAGAACAAAAAUCUCCGGAACCAGAUAACUGUGGAGUCUCAGCGUGCAGACAAAGCUGAAGCUGAGUUGCAAAUUUUAAAUGAUUCUCUCUCCAAACUGAAAUCUGAGUUGGAGGCAGCAUUUCUUCAGUACCAGAUAUCCCAGGAAAGGAUAUCAAACCUUGAGUCUGAAAUUUCUAAAAGCCAAGAAGAAUUUCAGCAUAUCAAUGAUGAGAUAAGCAUCAAAGUUUCUGAACUUAGAAUGGCUAAGCACCAUUGCCUUGGCCUAGAGAAAGAAAAUACUUCUCUACAAUUGGAGCUGGAUAAGCUUAACCUGUUUGUAUCCAAGCAACAGGAAGAAGCUUCAGAUUUGCAUAAGGAGAACCAAAAUCUCCAUAAUCAAGUCGAUUCACAGUCAAAACGUGCGGAUAGAGCUGAAGCUGAGUCAAUUAAAUUCUCAAAUGCCAUUUCAAAGUUGAAAUUUGAGAUGGAAAGUGCUCUUCUUCAGUACAAUGUUUCCCAAGGAAGGAUAUCUGAACUGGAAGCGGAAAUUUCUCACACCAAGGAGCACUUUAAGAAGAUCAAUGAUGAGAAGUUGAUAGGUGCCUCCAAACUUAACAUGGUUGAGCAUCAAUGUCUUAGUCUGCAAGAGGAGAACAAAUCCUUGCAGCAUGAGCUUGAUAAGUUUAUGCAGAAAAUGACUAGGCAAGAGGAGGAGAUUAUCAUGAGGGAAGAAGAGUUGUCUAUAGUCAAGCACUCCAUAGAAUUUGAACGACAGCACAACAUGCAAGCUGAAAUAAAGGAAAAAUCUUUGCGGACCCAGCUAAAUAAACUAGAACAGAGAGCAGAGAGGCAAGAAGAAGAGAUUGCAAUCAGGGAACAAGAGUUGAAUAAACUCAAGAAACAUGUAGAAGAUGAAUGGAAACAACGUUUGUGUGCUGAAAGGACUCAUCAGGCAUUGGUUGAGCUGCAUUCUCAGUCUCAAGAAAAUGUAAGACAUUUGGCUUUGGAAAUUCAACGUGGAACUGAAAAGUUGAGAAACAUGGAACUCAGCAAGGCUGGCUUGGAAGAAGAAAUAAAGCGACUUCGUGAUGAAAACCAUAGUUUGAAUGAAAAAAAAGAUUUAUCUGUUGCAAAAAUAAUAUGUCUGCAAGAUGAGAUAAUUUCAUUGAGGGCAUCAAACCACAAAAUUCAAGAUGAACUGAGGUUCAAUGGUGAAGAAAAGAUGUUUCUUCAGAAACAGAUUUCUUCUUACAAGAACAAGCGAAAUGAUUUAGAGGAAGGGCAUUAUGGUUUAAUGGAGAAAUUGAAAAGAAUGGAAUUGAGGGAAGCUGCCAUGGAAGAAGAAAUGAGGCGUCUUCAUGAUGAAAACAAUGAUUUGAAUGAAAAAAUUCUUUCAUUUUCUUCAAAGAUAGUAAAUCUGCAAAAUGAGAUAAUAUCAUUGAGUGAAUCAAAGUAUAGACUGGAUGAUGAACUGCAGAUCCAUUUAGAGGAGAAGAAAGUUCUUGAACAAGAUUUGUUCUCUCUUAAGAACAGGAGAAAUGUUUUAGAGGAGAGGCACUGUGAAUUAAUAGAGCAAAUAGAGGAAGUCAACUUUAAUGUGAUCUCUCUGCAUGCAGUGGUGAAGGAACUGCACGAUGGAAACAAAGAACUAAAAGAUACAUGCAAAAAGCAUGAGGAUGAGAAAGCUCAUCAUUUCCAGCAGUUAAAGCUUAUCAAGCUGAUGUCAGAAAAUAAUGCUUUUUUAGAUGGCUAUUUGUCAGGUGCAAAUGCUGAAUUUAAAAGCUUGAUUGAUAAAAUCAUGGGACUUAAAGAAUACUGUGAUUCUCUUCAUCACAACGUUAUUAGCCAUAUUUCUUCAAAGCCUGUGCCGAGCUCUCAUAUGGAAGCUGUUAAUCAGAAUAUGGAGAAGUUUUCAGAAAAAAAGGCAGUUAUUGAGAACUCCAUUUCUGAUCUUACUGUUGAAUUUGAUGUUUUAAGAGGUAUGGUUAAAGCCUUGGAUGAAUCUUGCCAGUCUCUGUACUAUCAGAAGCCAUAUCUUAUUGCUGAAAACAGCAAUCGUUUCUCUCAGGUGGAAAGAGGUGCUCUGCAUCUUCAAAGCUUGGAGAAUCAGUUUGAGGUCUUAGAAGGCAAAAAUGAAAUUAUAGAUGAGAAGGUUCUAGCAGAUCAUGACAUGGAAGAACUGCAUUGUUCAUUCAGAAAAGGAAAACUAGAGGAUGAAAAUUAUAUCAGUUUCUUCAAUAGACAAUUGAUUACUUCGAGUAAUCAAAUUAAAAUCCUGAAAAAACAAAUCCAAGUUUCAAAACAGGAGCUUGAGGAGGAGCAUUAUAAAAUAGUAAAGAUUGAGAUUGAUAAUAUCAUCAUGAAGCAGUUUUUUGUUGAAUUGACUAAAAAGAAUAUGCUUCUCUCAAAAGAAUGUGGAAAGUAUAUGGAGAAAUUGAAGCAUACAGAAAAUUUCUUUUUUGAACUCAAACAGGAGUGGACCACUCAUGAGAGGAAACUAAUUACACUGUCAGACCAUAAUGUGAAACUUUUGGAAGGGAUUCAUGUGAUGAUGAAGACAUAUGACACUAAGAAGGUUUGUGAGUCAUAUGAUGCCAAGGAGUGUGAGAUUUCAAAUGAUUGUUAUGAUAAUAUUUUGCAGAUUAUUUCAAAUAAAAUUGCAGAGCUACAGGCUAUUGUUCCAGUUACCAAGGGUGAAAUCCAUAAUUUUCAACUUGAGAAACCAUCUUCUUUCACACUUUUAGAGCAACUUGCACUGAUAUUAGUGGAGCUUAGAUCACAAAAUAAAGUGCUUGAACAAGAAUCUGUUUUGAAAAAUCAAGAAAUUUUUAACCUCCAAAGAAAAAAUCAUGAAGUAAUAGAGAUAAAUAAGCAGUUGCAGAAGGAUAUUAAUGCUAGCAAACAACGGGAGGAAAUGCUAAAUCUAGGAUUGGAUGGAAUGUGUGGCAGAUUGUUGGAUUUACAAGAAGCUUGUGGUAUAUCACAGAGUGAAAUCUCAAAGUUGCUCAAGGAAAAUGAAUCGUUGUUAAAGAAACUGUUUGACAUAAGGGAGCAAAAUGAUGCAUUGGAAGUUGAAAAUGAUGAUAUCCUUGAAGAAGCUAUUGCUCAGGAGCUCCUCUCAUUAAUUUUCAGUAGUUGCAUUACUGAAAAAUCUUCUAAUAUGAAGCGGUUAAUUAGUGAUGUGAACUAUCUUUAUAGGAUCACAAAUGAUCUAGGCGAGGAUAUCAGAGUGAUUAAUAAAAGCAUGAGAGAUCUAGAAGCUAAAAAUAUGCAUCUUAAGGAGUGUCGAACCCACACAGUGCUUUUUGAAAAUAAAAUCCAGCAAGCAAGAAAUUCAUUGAGAAAACUCAACAUAGAAACAGAAAUGGGUGGGAAACUGUUUGAACAGAGAUACAUGGAGUUGUCCGGUUCAAGCAAGUUUCAAGGCAUCCAAAACAUAGAAUUGCCACUAGAUCCUGAUGUUUGUAUGCAGGUGAUCAAUAGGGCCAAGUUAGUUAGAAAUGGAUUAGAGAAGAACUUGUUUUCAUCAUUAGAAGAAGAAAAUUUGUCUAAAGAUUACGAGAUUUUAUGCUUACGAAAAUCCAAUGAAAUGUUGGAAGAGGAAUUUUAUGAACUACAUGGAGUGAAAGCACAUAGUGCUUGGGAAACCAACUUGGCAUCUGAAUUCCAGGUAUCAAUUGACGAAUGCAGAUCAAACAAAGCAGAAGCUGCGAAGUUCCUACAUGACCUUCAUGUUUCAUCAUUCAUGGAAUUGAUAUUUAAGGAGAAGUUCUUUGAGCUGAUGCAGAUACUUAAGGGCCUUGUGACGACUGAUACUGUGCAAUUGAAGUUUCCAGUUGAAGAAAUUUCUUGCAGAAAUGUUCAAGAAGAAGAUUUAAAAGAAAAAGUUGAUGUGCUUGGAAAAGAAAAUAAGAGGCUGAAGGCGGAACUAAAUGCUUAUGCUCCUCUUAUUGCUUCUUUGGAAAAUGAGAUUGCGUCUCUGGAGGAACGCACCCUUUCAUUAACAAAUCUUCACAUUCUGAACAGUAAGAGAAAACAGGGCAACUUACUUGCUUCUCUGCAGCCUAAAAAUUUCAGUGAAGUACGAGGCAAGCAUCACAGCCCAAGAAAUUCAAGAGCAUCAGCUGGAAUCUUGGCGCUAAAAAAAUUGCGUGCAAAGGUUAAGGUACUUCAGAAAGCAGUAGUCAAUACUGAAGGACUUCUAGAUUCAGGAGAAGUUUCUGCUACCAAAGUGGAUGAUGAAACAAGAAAAGUCAAAACAUGGAAGUUAAAUAGAAGCACAGGACUGGUGGGAACACAAAAAAAGAAAGAUAUCAUCUUGGAUUUGAUAAAAAGUGAAGGCAUUGACAAAGAUGUUAAACUGGUGAAAGAUGGUAUAUUCUCUAGAGUGAAGCACGAGCAGAUAAUGAAGGAUAUAGAACUUGAUCACGUGCUAAGUGGUUCUCAACAUGAAGUAGAUUUUGUUAUUGAAACAGAUGAUCAUACUCAUAAAGUAAGGAAAUCUACCACAUUGAAUAAUAUAGAUAAUUACCAGAUUGUAAACAUGGAAGUUGAAAGGAGUGAAAACUCUUCUUCUGAACUUGUUUUGGAGAAAGAGUUGAGUGUUGACAACAUAGUGCUGCUCCCUGCAAAUUAUAAUGAGUCACUUCGAGAAUGGAUUGAUAGGAUCAAUGUUUUUAUUUCUGCCGAUGCUCAGAGGCUGUUGGAUCUAGAAAAGUUUUUGAUGGAGCUGAGAAAUAAAAUUGCUACUUCAGAAAUGAAAUGCCAGCCAUCAACUUUGGAUCUCAAUCCAGUCAAGAUGCAGGUGAAAGAGGCUGGAGAAGCCCUCGUCAAGUUGAUUGAUUUCAACCACAAACUAACUAAAAUGACAGAAACAUUCUCCCUGUCCUCUGACAGCAAUAAACGAAGAAGAAAAGUUGUAGAGGGAGUAAAAAGAGGUGCGGAAAAAAUUGAUGGAUUGGAGCUGAAACUGCAGAAGGUCCAGUGUAUAUUCUUAAAACUCCAAGAAAAUAAACGAGAAAACAAAGCAGCCAAACCUUUGGAAAGGAGAUCAAGAAUCCCAUUGAAAGACUUAAUAUAUGGGAAGAGAAGUAACUCAAGGAAAAUGAAACGCCAGUUCUUUGCUUGUAUGAAGCUCAAAACCCAGGAAAUAUGACUCCAACCCCACAUUUAAUGCUUAGCUUCAUAUCAGCAAUCGUUUGCAAGGGCAAUUGAUUAUCAAGAAGGAUAUGAGAAUUCAUAGACCCUUGGUGUUUUUGUAGCGACUGAGUUCUUUGUAUGAUGAGGUGGAUGUAUUAGGAUCAAGACACUUUCAAUAGUAUUUCUUAGAAACUUUCUUUACCUGUUAAUUUACUGUUAUUUAGUUUAAGUUAUGCAGGUGAUGACCUCUUGUGGACCUGAAAUCUUGAGCUUAGAUAAUGGUUAUGACAAGUUUCUGAUGCCAA